AGGAGGAGGAGGUUGAAGGAUGGGGACGCUGCGGGAUUUACAAUAUGCCUUGCAAGAGAAGAUCGAGGAGCUGAGGCAACGGGAUGCGCUCAUCGACGAGCUGGAGCUGGAGCUGGACCAGAAGGACGAGCUGAUCCAGAAGCUGCAGAACGAACUGGACAAGUACCGCUCGGUUAUCCGGCCCGCCACCCAACAGGCGCACCAGCAAAGCUCCACCACCUUGCAUGGCGAGCAGAGGACCAAGAGGCAGGCCAUUUCAGCCGAGCCCACCGCUUUUGACAUCCAGGACCUCAGCCAUGUCACCCUGCCUUUCUACCCCAAGAGCCCACAGUCAAAGGAUCUAAUAAAGGAAGCUAUUCUUGACAAUGACUUCAUGAAGAAUCUAGAACUGUCACAGAUCCAGGAGAUUGUGGAUUGUAUGUAUCCAGUGGAAUAUGGCAAGGACAGUUGCAUUAUCAAAGAGGGAGAUGUCGGUUCACUGGUAUAUGUCAUGGAAGAUGGAAAGGUUGAAGUGACAAAGGAAGGUGUGAAACUGUGCACCAUGGGACCUGGCAAGGUAUUUGGGGAACUCGCUAUCCUUUACAACUGUACCCGGACAGCCACCGUCAAAACUCUCGUAAAUGUGAAACUUUGGGCUAUUGAUCGGCAAUGUUUUCAAACAAUAAUGAUGAGGACAGGCCUCAUCAAGCAUACAGAGUAUAUGGAAUUUUUAAAAAGCGUUCCUACAUUCCAGAGCCUUCCUGAAGAGAUACUCAGUAAGCUUGCUGAUGUCCUGGAAGAGACGCACUAUGAAAAUGGAGAGUACAUUAUCAGGCAAGGUGCUCGCGGGGACACUUUCUUCAUAAUCAGCAAAGGCAAGGUAAAUGUUACUCGUGAAGAUUCGCCUGGAGAAGAUUCAAUCUUCCUCCGUACUUUAGGAAAGGGAGAUUGGUUUGGAGAAAAAGCACUCCAGGGGGAAGAUGUUCGGACAGCCAAUGUUAUCGCUGCUGAAGCCGUAACGUGUCUUGUCAUCGACAGAGACUCUUUCAAACAUCUGAUUGGAGGCCUGGAUGAUGUUUCCAAUAAAGCAUAUGAGGAUGCCGAAGCAAAAGCAAAAUAUGAAGCCGAAGCUGCCUUCUUUGCCAACCUGAAACUAUCUGACUUCAACAUCAUUGACACACUUGGAGUUGGAGGUUUUGGAAGAGUUGAGCUGGUCCAGUUGAAAAGCGAUGAAUCAAAAACGUUUGCAAUGAAGAUACUAAAGAAACGCCACAUAGUGGACACAAGACAGCAGGAGCACAUCCGCUCAGAGAAGCAGAUCAUGCAAGGGGCUCACUCAGAUUUUAUUGUGAGACUAUACAGGACGUUCAAGGACAGCAAAUAUUUAUAUAUGUUGAUGGAAGCCUGUUUAGGUGGAGAGCUUUGGACAAUUCUCAGGGACAGAGGUUCAUUUGAAGAUUCUACAACCAGAUUUUAUACUGCAUGUGUGGUAGAAGCUUUUGCCUAUCUGCAUUCCAAAGGAAUCAUUUAUAGGGACCUCAAGCCAGAAAACCUCAUUUUAGAUCACCGAGGUUAUGCCAAACUGGUCGAUUUUGGCUUUGCAAAAAAAAUAGGAUUUGGAAAGAAAACAUGGACUUUUUGUGGAACUCCAGAAUAUGUAGCCCCAGAGAUCAUCCUGAACAAAGGUCACGACAUUUCAGCAGACUACUGGUCACUGGGAAUCUUAAUGUAUGAACUCUUGACUGGCAGUCCACCAUUCUCAGGCCCAGACCCCAUGAAAACUUAUAACAUCAUACUAAGGGGGAUUGACAUGAUUGAAUUUCCAAAGAAGAUUGCCAAAAAUGCUGCUAACCUAACUAAAAAACUAUGCAGGGACAACCCAUCAGAAAGACUAGGGAACUUAAAAAACGGUGUCAAGGAUAUUCAAAAGCACAAGUGGUUUGAAGGCUUUAACUGGGAAGGUUUAAGAAAAGGUACAUUGACACCUCCUAUAAUACCAAGUGUACCGACUGUUACCUUCUCCCCACUUACCCAAGCAGUCAGAAGUUCCAGGCGCAGCGCUUCCGAGUUUAGUUUCCUUUGGAUGAGCGAGCACUGGAGACUUAAGGUUGCAUCUCCAACAGAUACAAGCAAUUUUGAUAGCUUCCCUGAGGACAACGAUGAACCACCACCUGACGACAACUCAGGAUGGGACAUAGACUUUUAAUGUAUUUCUCUUACCUGCUUCUGCCUUGCUGAAGACAGCUUCCUGAGACAUGGCUGCCAGCAGACCUGAAGGAAUUGGGAAGGAUUAGUGCUCGGGGUCACCAUGAUGCCUUGAUUGAUGCUGCUACAGUAACACUACAGUGGCAUUAGGACUUCUUGCUUAGAUGACAAUAGUGCUCUUCACAUGUUUUCUGUUUGAACUUAACAUAGCAGUUGACAUGGUGGUCCUGAAGCAAAGCCUUUUUCACCAGUAAUUAAAUGUGUUUUCUAUCACUGUAAUGAACUCGCUCCAGUCGUAAUUUGAAAGUUGAUAGAAUAAGAUGCACAUAAUUCUAGCUGCAAUAUCAUUGUAUUGCUAAUUCUGUUCUGAAAUGUUAAGUACUGUAGAAUCUACAGUGUGGGAUCUGGGGUACUCCCAAAAAAGCAAAAGGAGUGUGUUGGGCCUCUUAAAGCGGGCCAACGUAUUAAACCAAUGAGGACCACAAAGCUAUUGGUCUUGGAGUUCAUGUCAAAGCAGUGCUAUAUAGGUUGUCUUUCUUUUCGAGCAGUAUUCAUGACAAGAAUGAAUGUUACCCUUUUCCAUAUUUAAUUUCUGAUGUGCUUUUCCCCUCCCAAACUGAUAAAAAAAGCACAACUGCUACAGUUUUUAUUGAACUGUUAAAGCAAGUAUGGGUCGGUCGGUUCUCACACGUAUCUGAGAACAUGGUAUAUCUAACAUUUAAUUUUGUUGGUACAGCUACAUAAGAGCAUGUAGAAGAUUAUUCAUAAAACUACUCAUUUUACAUAUUAUAUAUAUAUAUAUAAUAACUACAUUAUAAACAAAGACAAAUGUGCUUAUCAAAAGGUCCUAGAAAGGAAAUGAUAGCAGCCAACUGGUCCAAUAGGAAUUUACACUGAACUUAAAAUAACAUUUACCUUUUAGAGCCCAAGGAGGGAAAAUGCAAGACUCACUGCAUACUAUAUAGGUGCUAUGUACAUUUUUUAAUCCAUGAAAUAACCAAACAUCCACAAUCAUUUUUCAGGAAAAUAUGUAGCAAGGAAUGUGAUUGUCAACUAAAAUCUCAAAAUAAUAGUCACUCACACACACACACACACACACACGUUUUUGCUGCUCCUCCAUAUAGCAUUGCCAUCAUGUGUUUUGCUUUUUGCCAAAUUCUUAGUCCCACUGUUUUCUAGCUGUAUUUUGAUUAUUUAUUGCAAACAUUAAAUAAUUCCACUCUCUUUGUGAAACGUAAUACAACCACAAGUUAUAUCAAUCAGUCUAAAAAGCAUGGAGCUGAAAUGUGUGCAGCUGAAAUGGGCCACUUCAAAAUCCCAUUCAUUUCAAAGGGAGAGUUGAGUGCAUACGGAAAUUAAUGAGAGUUUAAAAUGUUCCCGUUUGGGUGAAUCAUACUUACUAGGCUUGAGCUUUCUAACAUAUAUGUGUCACUCUUUUGACAGUAAUAGAUUAUAAAAACAUAGAAUAGUGAUAGCAAUCUCGGUGAAGACAUCUACCAGGAAACAUGUACUUCCAAUAUACUUGCACUGCUAAUGCAGCCUUACGUAUACAACAGAGUUUUUAUUAGUUCAAUAAAAAACAACCCCUACAACCCACUUUUAAGAUGCCAUCACAUAAUAUGAAAUGCCACUGAAGAUAAACACAUCUAUCCCCUUGUUCAUUUCCGUCAAAGUAACACCACUGCAGUCUCACAAUAACCUGAAUCCAAAAAAGCAAUUUUCAUCUCCAGUUUUGCUCUUUAUGAGUUAACUUAACCCUCUCUCUUUUUUUUAAUCCGUGUUUCUCCUAGCUUCCAUCUUUUUUGUACUUACACCUCCCUCCUCCUUGAUUUGCCCUUUCCAAUAUUUCACUUCCUUUGGGAUUAAAAGGGCUUAAGUUAAGGCAAAACUAACUUGUUUAACUUACUAUAAAAUAUUGACUUAUUAAUUGAUUCCAGAUGGGACUUAAGUUCAACUAACUCACAGGACGAUCCAGUGCAUGCUUUACUCAGAAGUAAAUCCCACUGUUUUCAUCCAAAGAAAAGAAUGCAUAUGAUAGCAGCCUCAGUGUAGAUCCAACCCAAUUUGUUUAAUUUAAUUUUUCAAACCCUCCCUAGGUUAUAUGCAUUCAAAGCCCUAAUUGCAACAGCAACUUGCAACAGCACUUUCUGUUAAAUGUAUGUCACUGCAAUUUUUUAAGACUUAUAUGAUUUAGGAAACACAGCAGAAUUGUGCUUUCAGUUUGCAAUGUUUAGAUACAAUGCAGUUUUUUUACUAACUCAAUAUAAACGGCGGAAUAGCCCUCAAAAUCUUCGUUUCUUAAAAAUUAGCAGCUGCUCAAUCAACCUUUUCAGUUUCUCAAGGCCGCCAGGCUCCUGGUCUUAUACUUUAGAAGAGAACAUGUGGGUUUAAGGAGUGAAAAAGAGAAACCAUGGCCUUCCUUAUAUACUUGCACAUUUGACAUUAGCAUAACUCUUUCAGGAGUCAUUCCUGCUUGACACUGGUAUACAUCACAGCAAACUUGCGAUCCUAUUUCCACCUCAUUACUGGUAGAAAUAACCAAGAUAUUUAAGCCCUUUUGGGGGGCAGGAAUGCCUUCCCACUAUUUGUUGUGGCAUCCACCUGAUUGAUUGUGAUAAAACAACCAUGCGUAUUAGUGGUCAGGAACAACAUAACCGCUGGAUCUUAGGAAAGAGCACUCUUCUUCCAGUACAUAGGAAUAUUUGUGGGAACACUAGGAUCCAACCACAAAGCAAACACAGCAGCACCAUCUGCAGUCUACUUCAGAGCUUCCAAAACUUACACCACUAUAACAUGACAAGUCUUCCCC
Podarcis muralis (Common wall lizard) is the source of this 4993-nucleotide messenger RNA. It is a transcript of the gene PRKG1, whose product is annotated as protein kinase cGMP-dependent 1. Gene Ontology annotation, biological process: protein phosphorylation. NCBI's taxonomy places the organism in Eukaryota, Metazoa, Chordata, Lepidosauria, Squamata, Lacertidae. Gene Ontology annotation, molecular function: cGMP-dependent protein kinase activity; ATP binding. The record is from RefSeq and is a predicted model, not a curated record.